AUGCGGCGCUGCUGCCUGCUCCUCCGCCGAGCCGCCAUGUUGUCGGAGUGAAAGCCCGGGGUGUCAGAGAGAAACUGGGGCCGAAAUCCGCGACCAUCCACCCUCUCCGCCGCUGAAGCGGCAGUAUACCUUUCUACCGCCGGCCUCCUUCCUCCCCUUGUGUGGGUCUUCCGCUCCAGACAGCUUUCGGGCCUUUGUUAGCAUCCGCGUCAGCGGGGUCCUUCCCGGACAGCAGGACCGGUGGACAGGCUGUGGUGGAAUGAGCAGUGUGUGUGUGUUGAAGAGGAAAGCAGUGCUCUGGCAGGAUUCAUUCAGCCCCCACCAUAGAAGUACAUCUCCCAGCAUGCCUGUGGUGCUGAGCAGCGGCGGACAUGCCCCCCCAACUGGACAGACCCCCCAGGCCACACCUCCCAGUCAGCAGGGUGUGGCAGGAGCUGGACGCUCCCAGGAUGAUGCCAUGGUAGAUUAUUUCUUCCAGCGGCAACACGGCGAACAACCGGGCAAACACCGCUGGCCCACUGGAGACAACAUCCACGACAGUCAGGUGCGGUCGAUGGAUGAGCUGAACCAUGAUUUUCAGGCUCUGGCUUUGGAGGGGCGAGCUAUGGGAGAGCAACUCCUACCCGGGAAGAAGUUCUGGGAGGCGGAUGACUCUGGGAAAGAUGGACCAAAAGGGAUCUUCUUGGACCAGUGGAGGGACAGUGCAUGGGGUGCCUCAGAUCACUCCGUGUCUCAGCCGAUCAUGGUGUCCCGUCGGCCGGUUCAGGGUUUCCAUGGUGGAGGUGAAGUUGGGGUGGGCUCAGUGAUGUCACCGCGUUCUGAAAGUGGGGGGCUUGGAGUGAGCAUGGUGGAGUAUGUUCUGUCCUCCUCACCAGCUGAUAAACUGGAUCCUUGCCUCAGAAAAGGACCAUAUGGACAGAGGGAUGGAGAAGUAGAGGAGGAGAAGAGGGAGAAGCCGAAGACGGCGUUUGAAGGAGAGAAACUGAAAGAGUUAACAGAAGGUGAAAGUGACGUGAUCAAUGACGUCAUCAACCCAAACGGGCUGCCCGUACAGAACGGCCUCGAUGUCGAUGUGAAGGAGUUUGGGCGUCCCCCUGGAAACAUGCCUCCACCCGGCCCCGAGGGCGACCUGCUGGGGGGCCCUGGAGGGGUGGGGCCUGACGGCCUGACACCUCUCGGCGGCAGCGGAGGCCCCAAACCCCCUGAUGAUUUCUCUGGAGUGGAUCAAGGUGGCGUUACAAUGGACGCCAUGGAAUCGGUAAUGGAGCCGCUUCAGUUUGACUACAACUCCCAGAUGCAGAUGGACUCGGCGCCCACUGUGGGUCUGUUUGAUUACGCUAACCAGCAGCAGCUUUUCCAGAGAAACAAUGCUCUGGCUGUGCAGCAGUUAACAGCAGCUCAGCAGCAGCAGUAUGCGUUGGCAGCCGCUCAGCAGCCCCACAUUGGCCUUGCUCCAGCAUUUGUGCCCAACCCUUACAUCAUCAGCGCUGCCCCUCCCGGGACAGACCCUUACGCAGCAGGUCUGGCAGCGGCAGCUACUCUCGGCCCUGCAGUGAUGCCUCCCCAGUACUACGGUGUGACCCCCUGGGGUGUCUAUCCUGCCAACCUUUUCCAGCAGCAGGCCGCUGCAGCCAACAGUUCAGCCAAUCAGCAGGCAGCAGGACAGGGCCAGCAGAGCCAGCAGCAGGUGAUGCGAGCUGGAGGAAACCAGCGUCCGUUGACCCCCAGCCAGGGUCAGCAGGGACAGCAGAACGAUCAGCUGGUCGCUGCAGCAGCUGUAAACUCAGCCCUGGCCUUUGGGCAGGGGUUAGCUGCAGGGGUCCCAGGGUAUCCGGUCUUGGCGCCUGCAGCCUACUAUGAUCAGACAGGAGCUCUGGUGGUCAACACUGGGGCCAGGAGCGGCCCUGUCCGCCUUAUGGCGCCUGCCUCUGUCAUCAUAUCCCCCUCUGCAGCACAAGCAGUUGCAGCUGCAGCAGCUUCAGCCGGCGGUGCCAAUGGCGGUUUGGGCGGAGGAGCUAACGGUCCGUUUCGUGCCAUGACAUCCCAGCAGCCUCAGCAGCAGGGCGGCCCCGGCGGCGCUCUGGGAGGAAGCUCCUUCUACGGAUCCUCAUCCCUCAGCUCCUCCUCUCAGAGCUCCUCUCUCUUCUCACAGGGCUCAGCCCAGCCUGGACCUGGGUCGGCCUCUCUGGGCUUCAGCCAACCUGCCUCUUCCUCCCUUGGGGCCACUCUGGGAGCCACACUGGGAGGCUUUGGUACUGCUGUGGCCAACUCGAGUGGUGGCAGUGGUUCAAGGCGGGACUCCCUGACGGGAAACAGCGAGCUGUACAAGCGCACCCCCUCCAGUUUAACUCCCAUCGGUCAUGGAGGUUUCUACAACGGCACUUUGGGGUUCAGUACGUCUCCGGGCCCUGUGGGUAUGCCCCUACCCAACCAGGGGCCAUCCCACUCCCUCACACCCCCGCCCUCGCUGUCUAAUCACAGCUCCUCAUCCAACCUCAAUCUAGGUGGCUUGACUAACGGUAGCGGCCGCUUCAUCUCGGCCGCUCCCGGAGCCGAGGCCAAAUACCGCAACGCUGCAAGCUCCGGCUCCUCCCUCUUUUCCCCGAGCAGCCAGCUGUUUCCAUCCUCACGGCUACGCUACGGCAUGUCGGACGUGAUGCCGUCGGGAAGGAGUCGUCUGCUGGAGGACUUCAGGAACAACCGAUACCCCAACCUGCAGCUCCGAGAUAUCGCCGGCCACAUCAUGGAGUUCAGCCAGGACCAGCAUGGCAGCAGGUUCAUCCAGCUGAAAUUGGAGCGAGCCAGUUCAGCAGAGCGCCAGCUCGUUUUCAGUGAGAUCUUGCAGGCAGCCUAUCAGCUUAUGGUUGACGUGUUUGGAAACUACGUUAUCCAGAAGUUCUUUGAGUUUGGGAGUUUGGAUCAGAAGCUUGCUCUGGCUGAAAGGAUCCGAGGUCACGUUCUGUCUCUGGCCCUGCAGAUGUAUGGCUGCAGGGUCAUCCAGAAAGCUCUGGAGUUCAUCCCCUCAGAUCAGCAGGUCAUUAGCGAUAUGGUGCGCGAGCUCGACGGCCACGUGUUGAAGUGUGUGAAGGACCAGAACGGGAACCACGUCGUGCAGAAGUGCAUUGAAUGCGUCCAACCUCAUGCGCUGCACUUCAUCAUUGAAGCCUUUAAGGGACAGGUCUUUGCCCUCUCCACUCACCCAUACGGCUGCCGAGUCAUCCAGCGUAUUCUCGAACACUGCCUUCCCGAACAGACGCUGCCUAUACUGGAGGAGCUCCAUCAGCACACAGAGCAGCUCGUGCAGGACCAGUAUGGAAACUACGUAAUCCAGCACGUGUUGGAGCACGGCCGGGCCGAGGAUAAGAGCAAAAUCGUGGCUGAAAUAAGAGGCAACGUACUGGGACUGAGCCAGCACAAGUUUGCCAGCAAUGUGGUAGAAAAGUGUGUGACCCACGCGUCUCGGGCAGAACGAGCUCUGCUGAUAGACGAAGUGUGCAGCCUGACCGAGGGUCCCCAUAGUGCCUUAUACACCAUGAUGAAGGACCAGUAUGCCAACUACGUGGUGCAGAAGAUGAUCGACGUGGCUGAACCCACACAGCGCAAAAUCGUAAUGCAUAAGAUCCGGCCCCACAUUCAGACCCUGAGGAAAUACACAUAUGGAAAACACAUCCUCGCCAAGCUGGAGAAGUACUACAUGAAGAACGGCGUGGAUCUGGGUCCUAUCUGCGGUCCUCCUAACGGCAUCAUGUGAGGCCUCCUCCAACCCUGAAAUCCCUUCCCCCGCCCUCUAGGCUAACCUUCAUCAAGCUGUUGGGACCACCAGCUCCACCUCGGCUGCCCCCGUCUGACCCUUCAAAACCCCCUCCUCUGAGGACGGCAGGCGGCCUUGGAUUGUUUUAUUUGCCACCCCUCCCCCCGCUGAGUCGGGGAUGCAGCACAGACGGGGAUGGAUGAUGGAGAGGCGUUACCUGAUCCCCUCUUCUUUCUUUCCUUCUUUUUUUUUUUUUGUUACUCUAAACCCCUCUUUUUAUUUUUUUUCUUUAUUUUGCUGUUUCAAAUGAACUCAAACCAUUCACUUUUUUUGCUACUGCUGAACACAAUCCUGGUUCCCCAUCCUCCUCCACCUCAGCGCAGUGAAGAUAUUUACCACUAUGAGAUGGAGUAUUUAAUUUGUCCAACAUCACAGAAUCAUAGACAAAUCCACACAUGCCAUCAGCUUAACCAGCAGACAGAUCAUUUAGCAUGGGAGAUUUGUUUUUCUGGUCUUGCUUCUAUAAAUAUAACGUGUAUACUUGGUGUAGACCUUUGCAAAUAUAUAUAUAUAUAUAUAUAAAUAUAUAUAUAAAACUUUGUAGUUUUUUCUGGUUUUUGAUGUUGAAUCUGUAUCUAUAAUGUAUCCUAGUAGUGACCACAUACUUCUGACUGUAUAAUUGUACAUUUGUAAACCCUUGUAAUGUAAGUGCUUUACCACCCUUUUUUGGUAUGAGAUGAAAAAAAGAAAAAAAAAAUCACUAGAAAAAAUAAUCUGUGCAUUUCAGUGUAUAUUCUCACCUCAUUGGUUGUGACAUAUGAGUUGUUGUAUAUUGUAAAUUGUAAUAUCAAAUUUUUUUGUUUUGAAAAGCCCUUUCUAUACAGCGUAGUACUUGUACAAAGAUUCGCCACGCUCGGUUUUAUCAUUAUCAUGUCACUGCUUAACUUAAAGACGUUCGGUCUCCCACUGUCUCCCAGUUGGACACAUUCUGUUUGACUUAGUGGUGUCUUCUGGCUUAUGUUGAAGGUUCUUUUUCUUUUUUUUUUCUUUUUUAUUAAAUGAUCUUUUUAUAGGAGUGCUUUACCCCAUGAUUUUUUUGUGCAUCGGUAUGCUGGUUGGGAUGGGGAAUGAAAUUUUACUCUUUCAAGCCCGCCCGACUCUUCAGUUCCCCAUCACUGAUUUCUGGGGUAAAUCCGUGGAUUGUACAGAAGAGAUUCUUGUGUUUUUUGUUUGGCAUUUUUCUCUAGUGCUGUAAGUGCUGUAUCAUACAUGUUUUUUGGGUAAGAGAGAGGCGUCCCGCCACGGCGGCGGUGUACAUUUGGAGCAGCCUUGUGUAUAUUUACUACGAGCACACCUGUAACCAUAUGUGUAUAGUUAACAGAACCUGUGUAUGCUUAUUGCCUGGGCAACUAUUUUUUGUAACUCCUGUUGUAGAUUGUCUCUAAACAAUUGUGUGAUCUUUAUUUUGAAACCAAACAAAACAAAAAAAACU
Messenger RNA from Cyprinodon variegatus (sheepshead minnow), 5243 nucleotides. It is a transcript of the gene pum1, whose product is annotated as pumilio RNA binding family member 1. Lineage: Eukaryota; Metazoa; Chordata; Actinopteri; Cyprinodontiformes; Cyprinodontidae. Gene Ontology annotation, cellular component: cytoplasm; cytosol. Gene Ontology annotation, molecular function: mRNA 3'-UTR binding. The record is from RefSeq and is a predicted model, not a curated record. The transcript has 24 exons. The coding region runs from base 260 to 3751 and encodes 1163 amino acids. Gene Ontology annotation, biological process: regulation of mRNA stability; miRNA processing.